Molecule: messenger RNA, 457 nt
Organism: Cryptotermes secundus
Lineage: Eukaryota; Metazoa; Arthropoda; Insecta; Blattodea; Kalotermitidae
Product: transcription initiation protein SPT3 homolog
Biological process (GO): transcription by RNA polymerase II
Molecular function (GO): protein heterodimerization activity; transcription coactivator activity
Source: RefSeq, a predicted model, not a curated record
AGGCUACUUUGUUGCAGAGAUCCAAAGUAUGAUGUAUGGCUUUGGAGAUGCCCGAUCUCCUUUACUGGAAUCUGCAAACCUCAUAGAGACUGUUGUUCAGCAACAGCAGUGGGCAAUCGUUAGUCAGGCGGCAGAUGUGGCAGCACUGCGUGGUGCCAAGUGUAUUGGCCCAGAAGACAUCUUGUUCCUACUCAGGAAGGAUCGGAUCAAAACCCACAGACUGUUGAAGUACCUAGGUACAUCUGUGUUGCCACCUCACAGAUAUGAAGUGCCCAUUUUUAACUUUGCAAUAAGCUUUGUAUUUCACAAGAUUUGUAUCAUUUUCCUAGUAUAAAUGUUCUGUUUAUCUUGCAAACAAGUUGUAUGAAGAUGUCAGCAUCUCAGUAUUGACAUCAAGUUCUGUUUCUAACAUGUCUGCAUAUGCUUGAGAACUGUUCAUUAUAAAUCUUAAUUUGUU